AAAAGUCGGAUGCAUAUAAAUAUUUUCGUCAAACCUCAAAAGAGAAAGGUACAUAGUAAAAAUAAUAUGAUACAAGGACGUACAUGCUUCUAUGCAGAUCUAUGGAAAAAUAGGCUGCUCUGUGGAGACGUAGAUAGACUUAGAAGUCAUGAUUAUUCUUUCGUAUAUCAGACAUUGUUUUUUGGGCCAUUCACAGUACAAACUGGUGAUAACACACUCUGCUGAGUCGAACAUCCAAGUAGUCCUAUUUUUUAAGACAAAAUAGGCAAAUCAACGUGCUUGGACAAAGGUAGCUAAAACCAAAUUUUCAUUAAAAUAUAGCAGUUAUCCACACAUCAUUGUUGUGAGAUCAUCUACAUUGUAAAAUCUCAUAUCAUGGUUGUGAGAUCAUCUACAUUGUAAAAUCUCAUAGGUAUGACACACAAUUUCCAUACGUUUACGAACACACUAAGCCAAGCGUUUAAUAAUUUGGUGGGACAGUGCUACUUUGCUGUCACUUUAGCACCGCUGGAUUCGACAAUAUACAAAUAGAACAAUGCUUUUGUUAUGAGAUUUGCAAUUCAUUAUAUCAAAGUUUACUAACUAAAUCUGUCCCAGUUUAUUUCUCCCUUAUAAAAAAAAAAGAGUGCCUAACCAAUAUAAGAACGAGUUGCUCAAAUCUAGCUUUUUUACAUUACAUUUAUAUUCCUUGAUCCUACAUUUGGUAGAUGAUUCUCAAAAAAGACAGAUCUCAUUUUACAUUAAAUUCAAAUAUCGGCCCUAUCCGAAUAUAUUGUUCUGUCGACUUUGUUUCGUUGUCGUCUUUCCACCGUUAAAUUGAGCGCCCGCCGGCGCGACCCACAACGGUUCCGUCAGCCGUGACAUCGGAAGUCGAGAGUCAGGAGCGGCGCAGCUGCUGCGUCCUGCGCUCCAGCGCUGCUUUUCCGCCAAAAGCUCGGAACCGAGUGAGCACCUGAGCUAAACACAGUGGGCACAAGUCGGGCCUGUCAGAGGAGCGGCGGCCAUUGUUGGUAUGCUGUUCGAGGCAUACUCGUCCUAGUGGUGUUACUUACUUCGCCGCGGCCGUUGAUCGCUCCCCGGGAGGGCAGCGUGUGUGGCUCCCGUACCCGAUCGAGGCUACCGGUAUCAUGGCCCAGGCAUCCGAGACGAACUUCAAGGUACGAUCAUGCGACGAUACUGACAUCUGUGUAUUGUAACGAACGGCGGUUGUGGAAGGCGGCGGCUGCGGGAAGAGGAGACCGCGGUAAAGCGCUGAAUGCGCGGGCCCGGCAUCAGUUCGUGAGCAACUCCUACUGCGACGUGCCGCGUCUUCUCCGGAGCUCACUGCCAGUCAGCGAACAGAUAAUCUACCGAAUGAAACGGCUGACCCGUGUUUGGUUACAGUGCAUUUUUCCGACAGUCAAGCGGUACCGCCAUAAGCUUCCAGCGGUGCGAUACGACACAGUAUAUAUGUGGUUCUUGUUGCAGUUCACUCUCCCUCCCUGUGUCUAUCCAUGUCUGUGGUGCUCAAAAGUUCCUGCCUGCUUCUAUCACCAUUCCAUUAUCUGUUCGGUCCUUAGCCCGCAGUGGGCAAAGCCGCCGGAACCGGGGGGAUUUCUCGCUGCAGGUGGACGCGUGGGUCGCUGUCGGCGGCCGGCAAAGAUCGCAGAUCGGACCCGGCCUCCACGCGCGCGCGGGUACCCCCGUAAAGUAGACACAACAGCCGUUUGUCGUCCAGUCAUGAUGAUAACAACGUUUGUUUACAUGAACAGUAAGCAGUGGAAAGAGAUGAUGCUCGCUGGCUGCUUACACUGGUUGUGUGAGACGAUAUGAUAGGUGUGGAUAUAUAAUCCCAAAUACUACCAGGAGUACGAGCAGUAUAGGAUUUGGCUGAUGUGCGGGGAGAUGGGAAGUGUCAUGGGGUACUGUGAUUCAUUGUGCGACAAGUAUACACACUCAAAAGCAGCUGCAGCGUUCUUAUAUACAAAUAUAUAGAUCUAUAUUAACUUCUCUACAUACAUAAACGUUGUAGAUUUCCAAGCAAUUUAGUGCGCUAGUGGUGCAUGUGUUCUUAUAGAAGAUGAAGCCGUGGACCGAUACAGGGGAGGUUGGUCGAUGGAACAUGAGGUAGCGCAUUCGACUCUGCUUAGGGCAAAGGGAAAAAACGAAAAAGAGUGAGAGUCGUCAGCUAAGGAAGCAAUGGAGGAGGGCCAUCGUUCCGUGGAGAAACUGGUGCAAUGCAUCGCCAGCCGCAGCUGGGCAUGGCCGAACACGCAAAUGCUGUUGAGGCGGGGUCGUUGGUAUUUGCCAAACUUAAGAACUUUCCGUACUGGCCAGCGAGGGUCGAGAGUAAAGUGGAAGGCACCUAUUAUGUCUACUUCUUCGGCACACACGAAACGACAGCUUUGAACGUGAGCAAUCUGCGGCCAUUCAAUGACGAAACAAAAAAGAAAUAUGGACAUGUUAAACGAAAGUUCUUCGCCGAAGCCAUGGAUACGAUCCAGAAUAACCCCAACUAUAAAGCGGACUGUGUGUUCAACAUUCCGGCAGCCACAACAAAGAAGACACCCACGUCUAAGUCGCAUACACAACGUAAACGAAAGCUUCCGGAAUCGUUACCUCCGCUACCACCAAAGGCACCCCGUGAUCCACCUAAGAGAAGAUCUCCACCGCCCGAGGGUGUGGACACUUCAUCAAAGCGUAAACGGAAGGAGCCGAAGAUCAGGGACAGGGAUGACCGUUCAGAUAAGUCGGACUCUUCUGAUAAGCUUGAUAGACAUCGAGGAGAUCGCGAUUCAAGAGGUUCUGAUAACGCAACUGGUGGGGGCGGAUUAAAAGGAUUAAAAUCGGAGCUUAAACAUGAAGCAAAAGAGGUCCCUCUUGAGGCACAAGAUGAGUCAACGGAUCCGAGGAAACUAGCUGCUGAACGAUCAAUGCCGGUUGUCUACGAAUACCUGAAUAGUGAACGGUCUCCUGCAGAAAUGGGACGCUUACCGCUUAUUAAGCGACGGGAACCACCUCGAGACGUGCCACCGUUAUCAACCGAACCCAGUGGGGCAUUGCCUUUGCUGAAACCGUUCGGAAUCGACCGAGAUAAAGAUAGCAAAGGCCGUGGUGACAAAUCCGAGCACUCCGAAUCUCGAGAGCUUGAAUCAUUUUCAUCGCCCAUCAAAAAACGCAAACUUUCCCCACCAAAAAAGGCGCCCGAACGAUACCUCGAACCACCUGCACCUCAAAGGCGGAAUAGCGCGAGCCAACGCAAGGAGACCACUACUUCCGAAUCAAGGUCUGCUGAUGAUUCGGCUUCAGAGGCCCCAAGCCCUGCGGAGGCUGAGCCUCGUCCCGCUAAGGUCGGUGCUGGCGGUCGUUCGACAGGUUCACAAGGCGCAGGGAAGCGUGGUUCGACACAAGCGGAAUUCGAGCCCCGUCAAAUGGUGUUCGCCAAGGUGAAAGGCUACCCGUUCUGGCCCGCACGGGUUGACUCCGUCGUGGCGGGCACCAAACCAACUCGCUAUCAAAUUUUCUUCUUUGGCACACACGAACAGGCCAAGCUGACUGCAAAGGACCUGCUACCAGUAAACGCAGAGACGAAAGAGAAGCACGGCAAGCCGAACAAGCGCAGCAAGUUCAGCGAUGGCCUAAUUGAAAUGCAGUGUAAUCCAUGGGUGAAUUUCCCUGGUGGUGCGCCUACAUUAGGUAGCGGUUCGCUUGGGGCAGCUUCCAUCGGGGGCAGUGCUGCGGUUCCUUCACUAGGCAGCAGCGUGCUUGGUGGAGUAGGUUCACAGCCUAGCGCCUCCGUCAGUGCCUCGACGUUAGCCGGCACAGCUCCUGGAGGACUCGGGUCAGGGACCCCUGUAGCCCCUAUUAUUCCUCCGGUAACCCUGGUGCCUCAGCUGAAUGUCCAGCAAACCUCGCCCCAGUCGCCGCAGGGCUCGUCACAGAAGACAGGCUCGGACAAGGACGACUCGGAAUCGUUCUCGGAUUCAUCUGAUAGCGCCUAGGGAGCGUGUCCGGGUCGCUUCUUGUGGGAUGAACUGCGGGCGGUGCGGACGAGCGGCUCUGGUACCAGAUGGUCACUGCUUGCUAUCACUCCAUCAUCAACUACCGAAGGCCGUCGAUGGUCAAUUUUCCAUCCUGCGAAACAGUCAUUAGUAAAAUUAUCAGUAAAGAAACAGAUGAGCCAAGCAAAGCUAAUAAUCAAUCCAACUGAGAAAAUGAAUACAUCAUGGCCACUGAUAAUAUAUAAUAUACGCUCACUAUACCGAAAAUGAUAUAAUAGUUUUUUUGUCGACUAACGUUGUGUAUUCACCACUGCCUAGUCGACUAAUCAUUGGUUAAAUACGCCGUUGGUAGCAGCGGACAGAGGAAAGGUUGUCUUUGACGGCUAACAAUCAAUCAACCAACCAACCAACCAUCGAUAAUUAAGUGACUGACCUGAUCGUUUUGUUUGAUUGGUUGUUAAGUCUGAGGAAGUUAUAGUAUUAUAGUAGUUUAACAACUAAUUACCUUUCCGUGUUCCCUCAGCUACAGAAGAUGAUUGCGUCCGGUUCAUAAGUGGGUUACUAGUCCGUCUGCUUUUUUUUGUUGUUUUCCAACGUUUGCGCUCGGUAAAAUACGUUAGCGUACAGGUUGAUAUUAUUGACGUGUACUGUUAACCCACUUUGCUUCCGGUCGAUUAAGCGAUUGUUCCGUGUUCAGACUGUUCGCAGUUGCAGUUCAAACAGACACUGCAGACCGUAUAUACAAAACCCAUCUUACGCUGUACACGGCCUAGCCCACAAAUGCAUUCUGGGCAGCUGGUGUUAUAAAUUGUUCUACUGUUUACCUUUCCUCAUGUAAGCCUAACCCGUAGAGUCGAGCGGCGGCGGCGGCGGCAACAACAACAAGAAAAUGCCGCCCAAACCUUGCGGUUGUUACAAUGACUCUCAUGAACGCUUUCAACACGUUUCACCCUGCCUUUUCCUGCGUUUAGCCUAGGCUUUAAUAGUAAGUGCUGUAUCUAGCAGACGAUUGUGAUGCUGGGCCCCGCGGUGAUGGCCAACGAUCUGGCUACUUUUUUUUAUGAUAUGAGUAAUCCCAGCAGCAGCCGCCUCUUGCGAUCGACCAGAUUGUCGUCGUCAAGGUGACACUAUCAACAGCAGCAACAAUAAACGAGAUAGCUUAUUUACCUUUAUAGCAUCACAUAUUAUUAUAUAUACAUAUGUCUGUACAGUGAAGUCGUCGUGGCGACGGACCCGAUCACCACGCAUUCGAAAGGUGUCACACAUCGGACGAUGAAUGAAAACAAUGUAACCAUAGCAACAUCAGUGUAUAUUUGAUCGGCCAACGGCGCACAACAGCACAGCCGUAAACAGCAGCGGAAACAAUACAAUAACAACGAUUGCGCAAAAGUGACCGAAAAACGAUCCAAAAUGUACAUUAGUAGGUGAGGUAUAUUGCCAUUAAAGGACAGUGCUGCUUCCUGCCAUGCAAACACGGAGAGUCGCGUCUUGCAUCUACAAAUGAGUGGGGAGAGAAGUAGAUAGCUUUGAAGGGCUCGGCCGGGGAGCGGGGACUUCUUGCAAGUGGCUAACGAAAUGGGGGGACAAAAGUAGACAACACAUUAUGAUUAUGUAGGCACCGAAUCGAGCCCUAACUGUCGUAGGGGGUAAGCGGUAGAAGUGGGGGAAGAUGGCAAAAAUGAAAAACUAAAAUUGCGUGAAUAGUAAUGCUACUAUUACGAAUAUUACAACUGUUGCUGGAAAUUCCAAGGAACAAAUCUUACUAUUUUUGUUCUACUCCCCCCACUUCCUGAUCGGAAUAACAAGACUCCGAAGCUGAUUGCUACGGUUUAUUACUACGAACGUUGCUGGCAUAUGCUCCAUAACAAUGGAUAAUAUGCCGUUAUUGUCUCAUAUAUAUAUAUAUACAUACACGCAUGGAUUGACAAGAGCGAAGCAAAGUGUGGGUAAUGAAUGGAUCAGGCCUAUAGAUGAUCAUUGCUGUGUAUGAUGAGAUGGUAUUGAUAUAUUGGUUAGAAAGCGCGAAUGAAAUACAGACACACAAGUAGAGACCGAUGCUAGAACUAUGAACUAAUCGCGUAUAUACCAACCAUAAGGCGAAAACAAUAGAGACUAUACGUAAAUUUCCCUUGAGUUUUGAAACGUUGAGACGACCGGCAAGCGACAAGUUCGUCCCACUGUAGUCAUUCUUAAUGUCUGUGUACAGCCGCCAUAUUGGACGCCAUUAUUGCGGGGUCGCGUGGUUCAAGCGAAACCAAAUUUUGAUCAGAAGUAACAAAGCAAUUAUAGAGAACACCGCAAAUUGCUAUAAGGCACCGAUUUUCUGAACCGGCAAAAUGCAAAGCAACUGACUUCUCUUUGUAUAGAGGUACACACCUCACGACCCACAGACAUAUGACAAUAAAAAAGCUUAUAAAAAUUCGGUGACAAUAUGAAUGAGGAAGACAUGCAAUCUUCGCUUAGCGAUGACGGUGUUGGCGAUCACAGAAACGACUCCUGCCUUGACGACAACUGAAAGAACCUUAUUAUGUAAUUACCAGGACCGGACAAGAACACGCGUAGAAAAGAUAGCAAGUCAAACGAAGUUUCAGCGACACAAAUAAUAUAACCCAUAUGGCUACCAUAACAGUAAUAAACGAAGCGACCCCUAUUGCAAUACAGGAACUCGAAAAGUGAGACCUUAUACAGCGAACAGCAAUGAGAUCGCUGAUUGUACGUAAGCUCAAUUUACUUAGGGAGUAGCCACGGUCGAAGAAAGACAGCGGGAAUGCAAAAUGUCGGACCCUUUCAACCGUUCAGCUGUUGUCGAUUUCUAAAAAAUCUAUUAUGUUUAAAGCAGAGUGUAGAAGGCAGACAGACAAACAAAAUGAGCUGGGGUAGUUUUACAAAUGGGUUUCGAGCUGCUCCCGUCAUGUUGCCAACGCUGUCGAUCAUGCAAAUGGACAAGCACGAAUCAUACCCGUCAAAUUCACGAAUUGAUUUCGCUCUAUGAAUAAUAAUGAUCCAUGUUUAAUGUAAAUUAUGGCCGAAUGCCUGUCUCUUGUUAGAAGCACUUACGUGGGACGCAAAGGAGGGGAAGAGGGUGAGCCCUUGUUUUUCAAUGGAUAGGCUGCGCAGGGUUAACGCGCCAUCAAAUGCAAACAAGAUCGACACGACUAUCGUCAUCAAAGGAUAACGGUUGCUAAAAACUACAUUGCUAUCUGGACAUAUUCGGACAGAUCAACAGACACAGACAUACAUGAAUACAAUUUAAUUACAUAAACAUGAACGAGUACAUAUGUAUAGACGCGCAUCCAUGCAAAACGAUAACCAGAUAUUUAUACGAUGAGCACCUAAAACAAAUGACACGUUGGGGAGACGCGUAAAAAUUUCAUUUGACUGAUGUUCCUCAUGUAACCCCUCAUGUAAGCCCUGAUCUUUCGAAUAAAGAGGUCGUUUCGAUCGGUGUAUCAAAUGAAACGCGACUGUACAGCUGUUACCGUUGGCGCACUAAUAAACAGUGCGUUACAACAUCGACUACUACAAUGUAGAUGAGAAGAAAAUAAGGGUAGCAACCUUCAACGACGGCAAUUAUAGCCUGCUUCUACUUGCUUUGUGAGAAUAGGGAGGAUUGAGGAUUGUAUGAAAAGUAAUUCUCAUAUAUUGAGUGUAUCUGAAAAGACAAAACCAAUUCAAUGGUAUCGGGAGUGAUCACUGUAAUUAGAUGCCCAAAACAUACACACAGGAGACCCAUCAGGAAAACAGUACUCAGCCCUACAUUUGACAUGGAUUUAGCUUUUGUAGGGGCAAUAGUUGGCAUGGCCCUUGUAGAGACGCCCUAUAGCAACGACAACAAAAACAGAUCGACAACAGGAGUAAAUAUCAAUGAAUUGUUGUUAAGUCUGCUGCUGGCGCGGCCGUAAGCUUAGUUCGAAUGUGGGCUGUCCCAUGAAAUCGCAUUGUGUUCAUUUGAAAACAGCAGUUUAGUAAACGAUACAACAAAACGCUCUUAUGGUUAGGUAAAGACGUCAUUGACAUCAGCAACUACCAAACAACAGCAUCCAGCGAUUGUAAAGUUACGUACUACUGUGGGAUACCUUGUACUAUAAACAGUAAGGACAAAGAGAGGAAGAAAGCGAACCAUAUACAUACGACAACUAAACAAAAAAGGACCUACAACACGAGAUUAAGACGAAAUAAAUAAGCUAUAGGUCGUACUACUAAUCUGUAAAAGGU
Molecule: messenger RNA, 8195 nt
Organism: Varroa destructor (honeybee mite)
Lineage: Eukaryota; Metazoa; Arthropoda; Arachnida; Mesostigmata; Varroidae
Source: RefSeq, a predicted model, not a curated record